Messenger RNA from Salarias fasciatus (jewelled blenny), 1808 nucleotides. It is a transcript of the gene crispld1b, whose product is annotated as cysteine-rich secretory protein LCCL domain containing 1b. Gene Ontology annotation, cellular component: extracellular region. The transcript is spliced from 15 exons. The record is from RefSeq and is a predicted model, not a curated record. The coding region runs from base 257 to 1792 and encodes 511 amino acids. Lineage: Eukaryota; Metazoa; Chordata; Actinopteri; Blenniiformes; Blenniidae.
CCCGCGCUGCCUGCAGCGGGCUGAGGAAUUCAGCAGGUACCUAUAUAUUCAUCAGUGCGCGCGCUGCGCUCAGUGGAUGUGGAGCCUGGCGGAGGUCCUGCGCGCUUUCCGUGUGAUGGAUGGAUGGAUGUAAAGCCUCCCUGGUUCGGAUUCUGCAGUAACUCGCUUUAUCAUCGGGACGAUCACACCUGAGAGGAACUUUGGAGGUUGAACGGAGAAAGACUCGUCCUCACUGCAUCAUUAGUCUUUCAUCACCAUGAAGAGCCUUCUGUCCUUUUCCUGCUGGAUUAGAGCUGCAAGCUUGAUCUUGUGCUUUACUCACACCGUGUUGGCCAUGGUGCUCACCAACUCCACACGCCUGGAGUCCAUCCUGGACAAGUACCGGAACAAGGAUGAGGAGUGGUGGAGGGGGAGGUCAAGGGGCAAGCGAGCCAUCAGCGAAGGAGACAUGCACCUGAUUCUGGAUCUGCAUAAUAAGCUGCGUGGUCAGGUUCAUCCUCCCGCUUCAAAUAUGGAGUACAUGGUGUGGGACUAUGAGCUGGAGCGGAGCGCCGAGCACUGGGCACACACCUGCCGGUGGGAGCACGGACCGAGCCACAUGUUGACGCAGAUUGGUCAAAACCUGGGAGCACACUGGGGAAGGGACCGGCCUCCAACGUACCAUGUCCAGGCUUGGUAUGAUGAAGUGAGGUACUACUCCUAUCCCUACUCCCAAGAAUGUAACCCACACUGUCCAUUCAGAUGUUCAGGACCUGUGUGCACUCAUUACACUCAGUUGGUGUGGGCGACCAGUAAUCGUAUUGGCUGUGCCAUCAAUGUGUGUUACAACAUGAACGUGUGGGGAAUGAUCUGGGCCAAAGCUGUCUAUCUGGUCUGCAACUACUCUCCACCGGGUAACUGGUGGGGUCAUGCUCCUUAUAAAUAUGGGAGCCCCUGCUCUGCCUGUCCUGCGAGCUAUGCGGGAGGCUGCAGGGACAACCUUUGCUAUAAAGAGGGAGGUGUUGAGAGGCGUCCAGCUCCCGAGACCGAGGAGAGCAACUACAUCGAACCUGAACCUGAGCCGGUGAGGGACCGAGAGCCCGAACCGAGGGCCCAGUCGCCAAACCCCGCACCCAGGGACAAUGCUGACAGAAACCAGGUUGUCAGCACAGAGCAGAUGUCCCAACAGGUUGAAUGUGACACGAAGUUAAGGGAUCAGUGCAAAGGAACAACCUGCAACAGAUACGAGUGUCCACCUGGUUGCCUUGAUAGGCCUGGAAAAGUAGUUGGCACUGCAUAUUAUGACAUGCAAUCUAGUGUGUGUGGAGCUGCGCUACACUCUGGUGUUAUUGACAGUGAUGGAGGAUGGCUGGAUGUGACCAGACUGGGCAGAAAACAGCAUUUCACAAAGUCAUACAAGAAUGGUAUUCAAUCCAUUGGAAAAAACAGGAGUGCAAAUUCCUUUAAAGUAGAGUCAGUUCCAGUCAAGGCAGUGAGAUGUGACACCACAGUGGCGCUUUUCUGCCCUUUCAAGAAACCCGUGCGACACUGUCCAAGGUUAUAUUGCCCCAGGAACUGUUUGCAUGACAGUCAAUUCCGAGUCAUCGGGACAAAAUACUACUCAGAUAAAUCCAGUAUCUGCAGAGCGGCCAUCCACGCUGGAGUGAUCCAGAAUGAGUCCGGAGGUUAUCUGGACGUGAUGCCAGUGGACAGAAGGAGGCAGUACAGUGGCAGCUAUCAGAACGGCAUCACAUCAGAGAGCCUAAUGAACCCCACAGGAGGAAAAGCCUUCAGAGUGUUUGCAGUCAUCUGAGAAAAAAAAAAAAAAA